Messenger RNA from Oreochromis aureus, 3248 nucleotides. Its product is annotated as E3 ubiquitin-protein ligase TRIM21-like. Bases 142 to 1815 code for a protein of 557 amino acids. Gene Ontology annotation, molecular function: zinc ion binding; protein binding. The record is from RefSeq and is a predicted model, not a curated record. The transcript is spliced from 2 exons. Lineage: Eukaryota; Metazoa; Chordata; Actinopteri; Cichliformes; Cichlidae.
CAGGGCUUCAGCGUCAGAGUCCAGAAGUGAAACUCACCGUGAGAACAGCAAAGCUUGUUUCUCUUCACAGGAGCGUCAAACUGAGCUCAUCCAGCCUUUUUGAGCAGCACAGCAGAGCUUCUUCCAACACUGAGUGCAGACAUGUCUGCUGCCAGCUGUCUUCUAUCUGAAGAUCAGUUUCUGUGCUCCAUCUGUCUGGAUGUCUUCACUGAUCCAGUCUCCACACCAUGUGGACACAACUUCUGCAAAAACUGCAUCAGCCAACACUGGGAUAUCAGCUACAGGUGUCAGUGUCCCAUGUGUAAAAAGGUGUUCAGGAUGAGACCUGAGCUGCACAUCAACACUUUCAUCUCUGAGAUGGUUUCUCAGUUCAGACGUGAAGCUCAGCAGAAAGUCAGCAGCAGCAGCUCAAAGCAACAAGCUGCCAAACCAGGAGAAGUUCCCUGUGACAUCUGCACUGGAACCAAACUGAAGGCCCUGAAGUCCUGCCUGGUGUGUCUGGCCUCCUACUGUCACACUCACCUGGAGCCUCAUCUGACAGCUUCACGUCUGAAAAGACAUCAGCUGAUCGAUCCUGAGGAGAACCUGGAAGCCAGGAUGUGUAUGAAGCACAAUAAACCUCUGGAGCUGUUCUGUAAGACCGAUCAGACAUGUGUCUGCAUGCUCUGCUGUGUUUUUGACCACAAGACUCAUGAGUUUGUUCCUCUAAGAGAAGAAUAUGAAGGAAAGAAGGCAGAACUGGGGAAGACUGAGACUGAAAUUAAACAGAUGAUCACGAAGAGACGACUGAAGAUUCAGGAGAUAAAAAAGUCAGUGAAGAAGAGUAAAGAUGCUGCAGACAGAGAGAAAGCAGAAGGUGUUCAGGUCUUCACUGCUCUGAAGGAGUCUGUUGACAGACACCUGAAUGAAUUCAUAAAGGAGAUUGAAGACAAACAGGAAGCAACAGAGAAACAGGCUGAAGGUUUCAUCAAAGAUCUGGAACAGGAAAUCUCUGAGCUGAUGAAGAGAAGCUCUGAGGUGGAGCAGCUCUCACGCUCUAAAGAUCACCUCCACCUCCUCCAAAGCUUCUCAUCCCUGAAAGCUGCUCUAACUACCAAACACUGGACAGAGGUCAGUAUCCAUCCACCAUCAUAUGAGGGCACUGUGGUGAGAGCUGUGGAUCAGCUGAAAGAGACACUGGGUGAAGAGUUUGAAGAAUUGUUUGAGGCUGAGCUGAAGAGGGUCCAGCAGUAUGCAGUGGAUGUGACUCUUGAUCCUGAUACAGCACAUCCUGAACUCAUUGUGUCUGACGAUGGAAAACAAGUACAACGUAGUGACAAUAGGAAGGAAUGUCCACACAACCCAAAGAGAUUUUCGAAGUUUGUUUGUGUUUUAGGAAAGCAGAGUUUCUCUUCAGGCAGAUUUUACUUUGAGGUUCAGGUUAAAGACAAGACCAAAUGGAUAUUAGGAGUGGUCAGAGAGUCAGUGAACAGGAAGGAAGCCAUCACACCGAGUCCUGAGAAAGGUUACUGGACUGUAGCGGAACAUAAAAACAUUUGUGUAGCUCUUGAUAAACCUCAAGUCCAUCUGUCUCUUCAGUCUGUUCCUGAGAAGGUGGGGGUGUUUGUGGAUUAUGAGGAGGGUCUGGUCUCCUUCCAUGAUGUAGAUCAUGCAACUCUUGUCUACUCCUUUACUGGCUGCUCCUUUAUGGAAAAACUCUGUCCACUCUUCUAUCCCGGUGUUAAUGAUGAUGGUAAAAACUCUUCACCUCUGACCAUCUGUCCUGUGAUGAUGGGUGACUGCAUCAGUGAUGAUGAUGAGGAUGAUGAUAACUGAUCAUCAGUCAUUCAGUCUGAUCUUUUUUCAUGAAGAGAUUGCAUCAAUUAAAGAUCAAUCGCAACAUUAAACUAACACAGAGAAGUCCUAAAAACAGAACUGAGCAACUCAAACCUGCUGAUGAAAACCAUGACAUUCAGUCAGAACCGGCAGGUCAAGUUAGCACGCUGAACUUUAAUUGGUUUGUUUGUUUUACUGUUUUCAACCUUAUAACAGUAUAACAAGUCUGAGGAGUUUCAGUUUGAAAAAGACCUUUCCUUAAUUUUCUUCCAGCGUUUUAAGGCACAGAUGUUGUUAAAUAUCAAAAACAGGAUUCAGAAACUGUUCUGCUGUUUUAACAUGUGCAGCAUACUUGUACAUAAAAAAAUAUAAUAAUCUGAACUUUUGUUAUCUCCUUUCAUGUUUUUUGAUGAUAAUCAGCUGCUGAACUCUAGUCUUCUUCCCUGUAUUGUGGCAGCAGCAUGUGAGGUGAACAGUUUGGGAACAGGUUCGUGUCUCUGUUCUCAUGAAGAAAAUGAUCCAUUUGAGGAAAUUUCAUUCUGAGAAUGCCGAAACUCUCCUUUUCUCUUCUUUCAGUCUUUACAGGCGCAGACAUUCAAACAUAUACUGUUCACAAGUAUGAGUACAAAUGUUAAUAUUUAAUUAUUUUCAGGCCCACAGUCAAACAGAUUCAUGUCUUUGUUCUCCUCGUCAAACUCCAAAUCAUCAUUAAUGAAGCAGAUUUAAACGUUACAUUUAAAUGGGAAAAAAACUAGCUUCUAACUGUGAGUUCAGGUUUUAUCAGGUGGCACCAACACAUCAGUCUGAAACACACUGACACGUUUAUGAUUUGUUCCUAUAAAUCUGUGUUUCUUAUUUGUCUGUGAAGGUUCUCAGUCAUCCAGGUCAUCGUAGUCAAAGGAGUUUGCAAAGAAAAGCGUCUGGACUUGUUUAAGUUGCUUGAAGACGUUUCACCUCUCAUCCGAGAAGCUUCUUCAGUUCUAAGGUCAAAUGGCCAAGAGUCCCAGAUUUAAACCCAGUGGGAGUAUCCCCCCAAAGAGGGACAAAGGACCCCCUGGUGAUCCUCUAAUCACAUGCGCCAAGGUAUUUCUUAUUGAUGCUCAGAUCAGACAAGCCCUACAGGACAGCUUUCUGUAUUUCAUCCAAUAUUUCAAUAAAAUUGAUCUCUGUUCCUUUUAGAGUGCUAAUGUUUGGAAAGUUUGAGAUAUUUCCUAAUGUUGAUGAACAGUUUGAGUCUUGAAGACAUAAAACUAUUGUAGUUAUAAACUGUAAUGAAUGUUUAAUGGCAGCAGAAUCAGAUGUGUAAAAACUAAGAUGUACUGUUCAUCUGAAGAUAUCUCAGGCUGUUCUUCAUCUGUUUUGUGACAUGAUCAUUAAAUAACUUUCUACUGUCUGCUCUGUUUCAAGGAAGAUAAAUAAAGACUUGUCUUUCA